Molecule: messenger RNA, 1173 nt
Organism: Prosopis cineraria
Lineage: Eukaryota; Viridiplantae; Streptophyta; Magnoliopsida; Fabales; Fabaceae
Product: probable indole-3-pyruvate monooxygenase YUCCA10
Exons: 4
Coding region: 1-1173 (390 amino acids)
Molecular function (GO): N,N-dimethylaniline monooxygenase activity; flavin adenine dinucleotide binding; NADP binding
Source: RefSeq, a predicted model, not a curated record
AUGGAAGUAACUGAUGUUGUGAUCGUAGGUGCUGGGCCUUCUGGUCUUGCAACCUCAGCUUGUCUUACAAAGUAUUCGAUCCCUCACAUAAUCCUCGAGAAACAUGAUUGUAAUGUUUCUCUUUGGAGAAAACACACUUACGAUCGAGUCAACCUUCAUCUGGCCAAAGAGUUCUGUUCUUUACCCUUACUGCCUCACUCACCAUCUAGUCCAACAUUUCUCUCCAAAUCUGAAUUCCUCGACUACAUCGACAACUACGUCAGCCAUUUCAACAUAAGCCCUCGUUACAAUCGUACGGUAGAUGUCGCCGUGUUUGAUGGAGCUGAGGGGAAGUGGAGGAUUGAAACGACGAAUACUAAAGAAGGAGGGUGUCGUGAAGCUUACGUGGCCAAGUAUGUUGUGGUGGCGACUGGUGAGAACAGUGAAGAGUACAUUCCCGAGGUGAGUGGAUUGGAUAGCUUCGAAGGAGAGAUAGUGCACUCCAAGAAUUACAAGUGUGGUUCUAAGCAUAAGGGCAAAGAGGUUCUCGUUGUUGGCUGUGGAAAUUCUGGAAUGGAGAUUGCUUAUGAUUUGAAUGAGUCUCAAGCUCGAACUUCCAUUGUCAUCAGAAACCCUGUACAUGUGCUGACAAGAGAACUGGUGCAUCGAGGAAUGUCUAUGAUGAGAUAUUUGCCGGCUCAAAUAGUGGACGUUGUGAUAACAUUUGUGGCAAACUUGGAGUACGGUGAUCUCUCUGAAUACGGUAUUCAUCGACCCAGCAAAGGACCGUUCUACCUCAAACAAGUCACUGGGAGGUCUCCUGUCAUUGACGUUGGGACCAUUCAAAAGAUUCGAGACGGAGAAAUUAAGGUUAUUUCUUCUGGAAUAAAGAGAAUAGAGAAGAAGAAGGUGAUCUUCGAGAAGAACAAUUUGGAGAAAGAUUUUGAUGUGAUCGUGUUCGCUACUGGGUAUAAAAGCGUAGCUAAUAAUUGGCUCAAGGAUUACAAGUAUGUUCUGAACGAGAAAGGGAUGCCAAAGAAUGAAGUUCCGAGUCAUUGGAAAGGAGAGAAGGGGAUUUACUGUGCAGGACUUUCAAGGAGAGGUCUUCUUGGAGUUUCCAUGGACGCAGAAGCUAUUGCAAACGACAUCAAUCUAUCCCUCAAAUUGGUGGCUCAGAAUUCUUCCUAUCAAUGA